Molecule: messenger RNA, 2099 nt
Organism: Bufo bufo (common toad)
Lineage: Eukaryota; Metazoa; Chordata; Amphibia; Anura; Bufonidae
Gene: IER5
Product: immediate early response 5
Exons: 1
Coding region: 128-898 (256 amino acids)
Source: RefSeq, a predicted model, not a curated record
UUGGCGCUGGGACCUCAUCGGAGCAGUACCGCUGUCUGUGAGGCGCAGAACCGCUGACGACAACGACAAGACAGCCGCAAAGCUGGGCAACGAAACCGCUCCAGCUCCUCUGUCCUGCGAGCACAAGAUGCAGCACGAAGCCGCAGCCCCCGAGCCGGAGUGCAGAGAGACCCAUCCGCCCGGGCUAGGCUUCCGCCUGGAGGCGCACAGGAUCGUCAGCAUCUCUCUGGGGAAGAUUUACCAUUCCCGGGUGCAACGCGGAGGGAUCAAGCUUCACAAGAACCUCAUGGUGUCCCUGGUGCUGCGCAGCGCUCAGCAGGUGUAUCUAAGCCAGUGCCCGGAGGACUAUGGAGUGUAUCCAAGCCCGCAAGAGCCGGAGGCGUCCCCUGUUGCAGAGGAUCAGGCGGACCCCAGGACUUGUUCCUGCCCGGCUCCCCGCUCCUGCAGGACGCGGGAGGAGACUCUGCCCUCCCGGGGAGUUCCGUGCUGCUCCUGCCAGUCCCACGCCGGUUGCUCCCUCCCGGACUCCUCCGAAGCCCUUCCCUCCACAGAGCCCGUCAGCCCGCCCUGCUGUCGGAAGAGGAGCGGGGGCAGCACGCCGGACGGUCCGGUCCUGAAGCGGGCGAGGCGGGAGCAGAGGGAACAGGAGGUGCCGGAGCCGGGCGAGGAGGUGGAGGAGGAGAUGGAGACCGAGAACGUGGCCAACCUCAUCAGCAUCUUCGGCUCCAGCUUCUCAGGACUUCUCACCAAGGAGCCGGGGGCGCAGACGGACGCCGAGGCCGGGCAGGAGGUGCAGGAGCUGGACUCUGCCGCUGCCUCCUCCCCCGCCGCCGGCUGCAGCGAGCCGGCCAUCAGCGCCAGCAUCACCCCCUGGAGCACGGCCAUAGAGGCCUUCUGAUCCCCCGCACCGUGCGGUCCCCCUGUCCCGUGUCCUUGUUGUGUGGGGGUCGGAGAACGUUGCGUUAUUUUUGUUUUGUUUUAUUUUUUUUUAAAUGAUAUUUUGAAACUGUAGACCACGUGACGUCAGCGUUGGAAUCUUGUUUGGUUACAAUGUAUCACUUCUCUCUGCUCGGAUUAACCCGUUCGUUGCCAGGCGGGAGCUGCUGACAAGGAAAGGGUUAAGUGCCUUAGAGACCCAUCAUGGCUUGUCCUCCUGGUGGUCCACUGAGCCUCACCCUUUUAAAGGGGCACUAAACCCUAGAGUUUUUCUUUUAAGCGGGAAGUAAUAGCUGGUCUGACUAAGCUUUGCCUUUAAGGUCUAGUGCCUGUUUAAAAGUUCCCUUUAAGAGGGGGGUGUAUUUUGUCUUAGGUCUAUAUUUGGGUUGAGGGCAUCUUACAGUUGGUCCUGAGACGACCCCCCCCCCCCCCCCCCCUGGCAAUCUAUUCACUAAAUUUCCCCCCCCCCCCCCCCCAGGCAAGAAUGUCUCCCCAUCCCCCCUGUCUCUUUUGGUCACCACGUGCAAGGGGAGUUCCCUUUUAGGGGGGGGGGGGGAGUUCCCAUCUGCUUCUACUCCCUGCCACCCACCCAUUGUAUGCUGGGGCCCUUGAGUUGACUCAGCCACUCCUUCCAUUUACAUGUCUUGACUUGAGAGAAAAAAAAAAAAACUGACAACAUGGAUAUAAUGCACCCCCCCCUUACUCCUGGUCGCUUUUGAACAGCCAGUCAUUGCCUACGAUGAAAUUAAAGGGACCAGCCAUCUUGUUGUGGACCACGCCGGCAGUUAAAGCGCCAACCAGUCUGUCUCCUUUUGUGCGUAGGCAGUUCCCGGUACUACUUUCCCAGCGGCUCUGACACCAUUACGGACUUGUACACGCAGGAGGAAGUGACUGUUCAGUGUUUGUGUUUCGACCCUCUAAGUAUAUUGUAUGUGUAUUUCUCGACAGCUCUUGUCAGAUUUCGGUGCUCGCGUUGAGAGACUUUGUCCAUGCCCGGCCGGAUCGCCCCACCCGUCUCCGUUUUAGAAGACGGAGCGGUCCGGCUAGAAGCCGAUGACAUUGGGAGUUUACAGUAUUUUUCAUGCACAAUGCUGUAACUUUGGAAUCCUGUACAAAAAUGACGUUUCUACGUGUUUGACACGUAUUAAAUAUUUUCAAAAGUU